Molecule: messenger RNA, 900 nt
Organism: Populus euphratica (Euphrates poplar)
Lineage: Eukaryota; Viridiplantae; Streptophyta; Magnoliopsida; Malpighiales; Salicaceae
Exons: 1
Coding region: 74-733 (219 amino acids)
Source: RefSeq, a predicted model, not a curated record
CAAUAUGGACAGGAUUUAACAAAUUGCAACAAGGAAAAAAGAAAAUUCAAUCAUUCCCUUCUUGAGUACGGUCAUGGCAGAGACAGAGCAGGCCAAGCCCUUAGCCCCGGCAGCAUUCCGAAUCCGCAGCGUUGAAGAAGAAAACAUGCCUGCUAUAUCGAAAACUCACCGACGAAAUUGCAUAAAGUGCUGUGGCUGCAUCACUGCCAUUUUAUUAGUUCUUGCCACGACUAUUGUAGUUUUAGUCCUCACAGUUUUUCAAGUCGACGAUCCUGUGAUCAAGAUGAACAAGGUAUCGGUGCAACGGCUAGAGCUUGCUAAUGGGACUCUUCGGACUGAUGUGAACGUUACACUUCUAGCUGAUGUCUCCGUCAAAAAUCCCAAUGCAGCCGCAUUCAAAUUCAACAACGGUACAACAACUGUUUACUGUGGUGGCGUGAUGGUUGGUGAGGCUAAGACUCCGCCAGGCAAGGCCAAGGCGAGACGGACGCUACAUAUGAAUGUCACGGUAGAUUUAAUUCCUAACAAAUUAUUGGGCGUUCCAAGGUUGAUGAGUGACAUAGUGUCGGUAAGGAAAUUGACUAUGAGCAGCAAUACAGUAAUUGGUGGCAAGGUGAGGAUACUCCAAAUUAUUAAGAAAUACCUUGUGGUGAGAGUAAACUGCACCAUGACAUAUAAUUUUACAAGUCAAGCGAUUCAAGGAGGUAAUUGCAAACCACAUCUUAGCAUAUAAGCACACUAUAAUGUAGUUUUCACAUUUUACUGCUACAAUUCCUCUUGUUGUAGCUUUUAUGCUUUACUUUCAUUGAUGGAUUGCUAAAGAGCAGUCUCCAUAAGCGACAGUGUUACCUUUAUAGAUUGGUAUAGGAGAAAUCACUGGGAUUUUGUACCCUGCAUUUG